Messenger RNA from Labeo rohita (rohu), 2122 nucleotides. RefSeq names its product zinc finger, AN1-type domain 5b (gene zfand5b). The coding region runs from base 159 to 815 and encodes 218 amino acids. Lineage: Eukaryota; Metazoa; Chordata; Actinopteri; Cypriniformes; Cyprinidae. The transcript has 5 exons. Gene Ontology annotation, molecular function: DNA binding; zinc ion binding. The record is from RefSeq and is a predicted model, not a curated record.
CACGCCCACUAUUAAAGAAAACCAACAAACAGCGGCCAGAAAAACACACAUCGGCGGAUUAAGAGCACGGGCCGCUCCGCGAAGGGUUUAAUAUCAAGUCUCUAUAUCGUGGGAGCUUCUCUUUUUACUGGGAUAAGGAAUCGCUCGUUUUCGGAGAGAUGGCCCAGGAGACCAAUCAAAGCCCCGUGCCCAUGCUCUGUGCCACCGGCUGCGGUUUCUACGGCAACCCUCGGACCAAUGGCAUGUGCUCGGUCUGUUACAAAGAGCAUCUAACGCGGCAAAACAACGGGGGCGUCAGUCCUAUUAGCACAAUGGCAGCUUCCAGCAGCGUCACCAGCAGUCCUACCUCUGAAUCCUCAGCCAUCCAGAUCAUCGAAGCUACACUAAACAACUCCUCAUCUGCUAGCGCUAGUGCUGAGUCACCCAACAGCUCCACCGCCGCUACGGCUGCCCUUCCCGUUACACAACAGAUGACGGAGAUGAGCAUUUCCUGUGAAGACGAAGUGGUCUCGCCUAAAAUAGAAGUUCCUGAACCAGUUGUCACUCAGCCGACGGCGUCCGCCGCACCCCCAAACACAGCUGAAGGUGAAGAGACCAAAACACCCGACGCCCCCAAACCCAAGAAAAACAGAUGCUUCAUGUGCCGCAAGAAGGUCGGCCUGACAGGGUUCGACUGCCGCUGUGGGAAUCUCUUCUGUGGACUCCAUCGCUACUCGGACAAGCACAACUGCCCCUACGACUACAAGGCGGAAGCUGCGGCCAAGAUCCGCAAAGAGAACCCGGUGGUGGUGGCCGACAAGAUCCAGAGAAUAUAAAGCUCUCGCCGUCCACACCUCGACUUUGCGAGAGAUCAUUUACAAGGACUCGCACUUUGACCUGUGAUUCGAAAGACUAGUUUUUUUAAUUACAGUAUGGGAAAAGAAUCUUGUUUCUAAGCCAAUGCAUGAGUGAUCACUUUGUUUCCAUCUUUCUUUUGCUUUCUGUUGUUGGUAUAUGAGCUUCAAGUUAAAACAAAUGGGAAAAAAAAACAAAAUGGAAAAAAAAAAAAAAAAAAGUCUAUAAAAGGUGUGAAUCCAGAGACAUUUGCCUAACGUGUCUGUUUCUGAGUGGAAAACGUGCCGUAACCUGGAAUCUGGUCGUUGUGUUAAAGGCUGACCGUCCGUCGUGAUUGUCAUUAGUUUACUCUGUGAUCGUGUCUCCCGGUCGGACUCUCCGAAGACUGUUACGGCUCUGACCCGAGCGCCGUCGGAGCAGCGGUGCAUGGCUGGCUCAUGUAGCAAAUUGGACGCUCUUCUGUUUCCUUCGGGUCGAACGUUCGGCCCUCCCAUUAUCGAGUCAGCCUUUACGACAUUUAUCAGCCACCUUUUCUGCUUGAGCAUCAGCCUACGUCAGCUGUUGGAGUGAUGCUGGGCUUUCCCUUUCGAAAUUCAUUUUAAACCAUUGACAGACUUUGUGAAAAAGAUGUAAUCCGAUUCGGAUGGUUUCAUGCAGCCAGACCAGAAUGCUUCAUGAUCAGUUUGAGCACCUGCAUCCAUGAUGUUGACAGGGUUGCACAUGGCAACAACACAAAACUGCUUAAUCUUUAUUUUCAAUGAGUUGUAAUGUGACAUCAAUUCAAUUAUGGGCUUGUUGGGUUUUAAGUGGGUGUUUUGCAUGGUUAGUGAAAUGAGUAUUUUACAGUCCAUUUCUUGUUUUGUUUUUUUUUGUUUUUUUUUUUGCGCUCUCUCCAAUUCACUUUUCUCGUGUGUGAUUGAUCUUUUCAGUGGGUGUUGAGUGUUAAACGCAGGUAAGAAAUAAUGGUAUUGUUUAGUGUCAUUUAAUCAGCCAUUUGCGUGUGCUCGGGUGUUUGUGUGUCAGUGAGUAUGUGAGUUAGUCGCCAUCUUUUUCAUCUGAGGCUCAGUCCGUUUCUUGUUUUUUGGGUCUGGCUGCACAGCGCUGUUUUAUUUUAGAGCUUUGUGAGUUUACACCGUAAAACUAACCAUCUGUUCGGAUUUGGUUUUAGUUAUGCAAGUUUGUACAAACCAUCUUUAUUUAUUAUAUGUAUUGCGCAUAUAAUCUUGUUACCCGACAUUACUGCGAAAUUGUAUCAUGUAAAUAAAAUUAUGUACAGAGAUAUCAUUAA